Molecule: messenger RNA, 591 nt
Organism: Aphanomyces astaci
Lineage: Eukaryota; Oomycota; Saprolegniomycetes; Saprolegniales; Verrucalvaceae
Exons: 3
Coding region: 1-591 (196 amino acids)
Source: RefSeq, a predicted model, not a curated record
AUGGGCAAAGCAUCGGCGUUUGGACGCACGGUCUGUAGCGCGGAUCGCCGCCCGCGUAAAUAUGCGGCGCGGACCUCAGCGAACUGCCGACCCGUCGCUGUGUAUCGAGAUCCCACGAUCGCGCUCGCGUGGGCGAUUGGCGGUGUCAGGGCGCUCACUCCCUCGGGGGCAAGUGACGAUGUCGGUGGCGGUGCAAGUGCAAGGGGGGCGUUGACGCCAAGCGGGUUUUCGGUGCUCCCUGCGAGCGCCUGGUCGAGCGGAUGGGCUUCGCCGACGGCGAGUUCGUCGACGUGGGCGCGCGAAGAUACGCAGGUGCGAGCAACGGCGGCGCGGCCGAUGAAUCCAUUCGCAAGGUACAAUUCGCCGUCGGGACCUCAACGGGACGGUCAGUUGACAGCGGCGGAGCGGCAAGCAGCCGCAGAUUAUCGGGUGUGGGCGCGGGCGAUUGCGGCGCCACAACAAGUGGUGGUGCCGAUGUCGAGGACGACGACGGCUGGGGUGUCGGGGGAGGAGAAGAAGUCGGUGGCGGCGGAAGAGGAAGUGACGCCGCGGGAUCUAGAGGAUCGUUUGCCGUCACUUCAUCGGUCGUAG